AUGGAGGAUUGCUCCUUUGUCUUCAUAGACAUUAUCAUAGAAUGCAGAAAAAGGCAACUUAAAGAACUAGAUCAAGAAAUAAAGGGAAUACAAAACAUUUUGGAACCACUAUUGGAGGAUGACAAUUCACAAGAAAAAAUUACGAAAAUAUCGGACAGUGUGGACAGAUUAGAAGAAGACAUUAAGAAAAUUAAAAAGAAAAAGUUUAUACGGGAUAUGGAAGAUUAUAAGAACGAUAGAGUAAGAAAUUUUCACAAGAAGUAUAACACCCACUAUCAGGAAGAAAAAAGUAUAUACGAUCAAUCGAAGGACAACUACCAAGCUCCUAAAUGGAAUUGGAAACAAGGUAAUAGCCGCAAUUCCAAUGAUAGAAGACCACUGCAAGGACAAUAUAGAGAGAGAAACCCUAACCUGAUACCACUCAAUAGGAAUAGAAGGACGAAUGAGAAUUGGAAAAAUCCUCAUGUGAAUAUGAAAGAAGAUCAAAUAGCGAGAAGCAAAACACAAUCUACAGAAUACAGAGGAAUGGAAAGACCAGAUAGGCAGAGCAAAGGAAAUGAAAACCCCAGAACAGCAAGUAAGAUGGGAGGAUACAAAUCCAAUAAAAUGACAUACCCAAAUAGAGAGAAAGCAAAAGAACCAAGACAAGAAAAUAUGGGCGAGAUAAGAAGAUGGGAAGAAAGCAGUAUUGUGCCGAGAACUAGCAACACUGUGACAAUACAAGCAGAGAUCCAUAAUCCCUCUAGAGAGGAGGUUUUUUUUUGUUUGUUUUUUUUUUAGGCAAGAACACAAGAGAAAUCACAUCAUGGUUUCAUCCAGUGACACCAAAAAGGAAGAAAAGAAAAAGUUCAAACUCAGAGGAGAUAGAGGAGGCAGAAGAACAAGAAACAAACAGAAAAAGAAACAAGAAGAACAGUCAGUAG
Pelobates cultripes (western spadefoot toad) is the source of this 923-nucleotide messenger RNA. The record is from the annotation of a GenBank genome assembly. Lineage: Eukaryota; Metazoa; Chordata; Amphibia; Anura; Pelobatidae.